Messenger RNA from Anopheles cruzii, 1502 nucleotides. Its product is annotated as E3 ubiquitin-protein ligase MARCHF5. The coding region runs from base 182 to 1318 and encodes 378 amino acids. The record is from RefSeq and is a predicted model, not a curated record. Lineage: Eukaryota; Metazoa; Arthropoda; Insecta; Diptera; Culicidae. The transcript is spliced from 2 exons. Gene Ontology annotation, molecular function: zinc ion binding.
AUAGUUUUCUAUAUACAUAUUGUGUUUCUAACCGCAUACAUUCAAUAGUUAAUAUCUGGAUGAGAUGGAAGUAGCUUCAUAUUAAAAAGCUCUCAAAUUAUAAUAACAUCAACACCAUCCAAAACCAGUUAGUUAUCAUCCAAUACAAAAACGACUCCUAACGCUACUGCUGGCUAUAGUCAUGCUGUCUAGCGAUCAGGAUACCAACAACGCCAACUCUCAGCAGGAUGCAAGCGAACAACGAGGUUUUAUACGGCGGCCUGGGAUCAAUAUUGCGUCUAUUGUGGCUGGUCCGCCGUCGCAGGAUCCUCCACUUCAUGCUGAGCAGGAGGAACGAUACUGCUGGGUUUGCUUUGCCACAGAAGAGGAUGAUCGGUUAGCUCCUUGGGUUGAACCGUGCAAUUGUCGCGGUGCCACAAAGUGGGUUCAUCAGUCGUGCUUGCUGCGAUGGAUCGACGAAAAGCAAAAGGGCAAUCCUUUCAAAAACAUCAACUGUCCACAAUGCCAGACGGAGUACAUUAUCAUCCUGCCGUCUAUGGGUAGCUUUGCGGCGUUUCUUGAGCGUCUGGACACUUUCGCGAAACGCUUGAGUCCUUGUUUGGCUGCUGGUGUGAUUGCCUGUUCUGUCUACUGGUCGGCUCUGACGUUCGGUGCCGUGACGGUGUUGCAAUCGACAGGCUACGAGAAAGGUCUAUCAUUGCUGGGGGAAGCUGAACCGUACGCAUUAAUGCUAUGCCUACCCACGAUACCGGUUGCCCUUAUUCUCGGACGCAUGUUUCGUUGGGAAGAUAUUGUUCUACGGUUUUUGCAAAAACGCCAGUUUCGGGACCGUCAGUAUCCCAUUAUCUCGCUGAUACUGCCAGUGAACAACGAACCGACUCCUGGCAAUCCGUUACCGGCACCCCUUCCUCUUAGCACGAUCAACACUUCGGACCCACUCUCGGUGACUCGUAUCUUCUGCGGUGCGCUCAUCCUGCCAACUGUUUCGGCAAUCGUUGGUAACAUGUUUUUCUCGUCGGUGAAGAAUGACUUACGCCGCACCAUACUCGGUGGGUUCGCAUUCGUGGCGGUCAAAGGAGUUCUGAAGAUGUACUAUCACCAAAAAAAGUACAAUCGAGCCACUCGGCGCUACAUUCUGGAUUACACAACUGAAAACGUUCGGAAAUAUGUGGCGCGUACAAAUAAUCAUUCGACAGCGGUGGCUGCCGAACGGACGGUAGAACAGCAGCAACAGCAAGCAGAGCCACAAGAAAACGAGGAACGAGAAUCGCCAAUGAUGCCAUCGUCAACCGUGCCGAAUGCCACUGGCGCACCCUAACAUCGUGUGAUAUUUACGUGCAUCAAACGCUGCAGUUAGUUUACUUUUUCUUAAAUUUAUUGCACUGCAGUGGAUCGCCGAAAAUGAUAUGCAACUUUUGGUACUCUUUCCCAUUAACUGAAGUAAUGAUAUUGUUAACUAUUCUGUUAAUAAACAGGCAUUGAUUCAUAACUCUUUCCCUUAU